AUGGACUGGCGUGGGCGAGAACCGGCGAAGACCGCCGCGUAUUUGCUUCCGCCAUGGACCAGGGCGUCCGUGGCGCCGGCUGAGCAGCAGCGCCAUGUGCCAUUAUUGCCUGCUCCCAGUGGCGCCGACGACGGUGGCUCUGGAUCGGUGCAGAGAUGUGGCGAGGACGCCGACGACGAGAAGGUGGAGAGGUUCUACAAGCUGCUCGCCAACAUCCGGGCCCUGAGGGGCCUAUGUAGCGCCGGGGAGAGCGGAUCGGCUGCCGGCCGGGGGAGGAAGCGGGCGCGGGAGGCGGAGGCUCCGUGGAGGCCGGCGUUCCGGAUGGAGGACUUCGAGGAGGUCGGUCAGGUCCCGGCCGACGCACAGUGCGCCGUGAAGAAUAGGGGCGCCGGCGUCGGCGUGAGGCUGCUGUUGACGGUUAAAAUUGGCAUCAACCGGUCUGACCCAGCAGUCUGAUCGGUCUGGAGCUAUAGUCUGUCCGGCUGGAGACCGACUAGUCUGACCGGAGACCGACUAGUCUGACCGGUGGGUCCGACCGGUCUGACCAGUCUAAGAGGAGUCCGACUGUAAUUAGAGUUUUUAAUAUAUUUAUAUCUAUAAAAGGAUUUCUUUCGGGAUAAGUCAAUCUCACUCUAUAA
Panicum virgatum (switchgrass) is the source of this 638-nucleotide messenger RNA. RefSeq names its product NRR repressor homolog 1-like. Gene Ontology annotation, biological process: regulation of systemic acquired resistance. The transcript is spliced from 2 exons. Lineage: Eukaryota; Viridiplantae; Streptophyta; Magnoliopsida; Poales; Poaceae. The record is from RefSeq and is a predicted model, not a curated record. The coding region runs from base 1 to 456 and encodes 151 amino acids.